This is a messenger RNA of Trichomonas vaginalis G3, 891 nucleotides long. Its product is annotated as pectin lyase-like family. Lineage: Eukaryota; Parabasalia; Trichomonadida; Trichomonadidae. The record is from RefSeq and is a predicted model, not a curated record. The transcript has a single exon. The coding region runs from base 1 to 891 and encodes 296 amino acids.
AUGCAGAUUCAACAAAGUUUUUCAGAAUAUUACGGUACAAAGGAAUCCAAUAAUAAAAGUAAGAACGAAACUAUAUCAGGGAAUGGCGAUUAUUACAUUCAUAAUGCAAUAUUUUCUUUCCAUUAUCGAAAAACAGCAAUUUAUCUUAAUUCCAGCAGCAAAGUAUUACUCGAAACAUGCGCAUUUUACAAUAACAGCUCCACAGAAAGUGGUGGAUCAUUCUAUAUCAAGUAUUCUGACUGCAUUUUAGUUCAUAUUUGUAUAUUACUUUCAUCAGUUGAUUCAAGUCAUUCAGGCGGAUGUGGAUAUAGCAUUAAUCCAUACCUUGGUAGUAACAGCAAAAAUUAUGCAUUUGAAAGUUCAGUUUCACAAUGCAGUGGAUACUUUGCUUCUUUUUAUCAUUUUUUUGGAGAUAUCAAAGUAAGUAACAUGAAUACAUCUUAUCAUGAAAUUAAUCAAUAUGCUGCAUAUGUAAUUGCUUAUCCAAAAGGAACAGGAAUUAUUAAUUUCACAACAGCAUCAAAUACAUCAUCUACAAAAUAUGCUGGAAUUAGAAAUUCUGGUAAUUUUAAUUUUACAAAAUGUAAUUAUUUAAACAAUGAAUAUACAGGAAGUGAUAAUGCAAUAAUUUUUUGUUCUUCUUCAAGUAAAUAUUCAAGUUGUUCAUUCAUAGGAAAUAAAGGAAAUUAUUUAUUUAAUAAAAAACCAACUAUUGAUAAUUGUUACUUUAAUAAUAAUGUUGUCAAUCAAACUAUAAGUAAUAAUGCAGAUACAUUUGAUUCAAUUGAACCAUUAGAUUCAUUUAUAUCUCAUUAUUCAACAUAUUGUUUUGCUACAAAAGCAGAAGAAAAUAAAGAUGAUUCAUAUAAAAAUAUAAAGAAGAAAAAUUAA